Messenger RNA from Moesziomyces antarcticus, 942 nucleotides. RefSeq names its product ubiquinone/menaquinone biosynthesis methyltransferase. The record is from RefSeq and is a predicted model, not a curated record. Lineage: Eukaryota; Fungi; Basidiomycota; Ustilaginomycetes; Ustilaginales; Ustilaginaceae. The transcript has a single exon. The coding region runs from base 1 to 942 and encodes 313 amino acids. Gene Ontology annotation, molecular function: S-adenosylmethionine-dependent methyltransferase activity.
AUGGCGCUCAUCAGCUGGGCGGCGGAGCGCGCAUGUGCGCUACUUCACGCUGUGGGACUGGCACCCUCCGUCCCCGAACCCUACGCAGACCGCCUCGCCAAGUUGGAUCCGGCAACAAGCAGUCUGGACAACGAGAUCUACGACUCGCACACGUUCGACUGGUCUCGCAGCGGGCUUGCUCUGCUCAACCCUGUGCGCGUCAACUACUUUCUAGACAAGCUCCACCGUCUGGUCUCCACGCUGGACCCGGCACAAUCGCACACCAUCACCAUCCUCGAUCUUGGGUGUGGGUCCGGGAUUGCGGUGGAGGCUAUACACGAUGCUAUUGCGCAUUCUCACACGCGCGUCACUGCGGACGGCAUCGUUGAUGGCAACAUCACCUACAAGCUCCUUGGGAUCGACAUGUCGUCUCGGUCGAUCGAGCUUGGUCGUCAGCGGGCGGCUUCGGGCGGGAUGAGCAUCGAGUACGUGGUGGGUGACAUCUACGCCCUACCCUUCCCUUCCGCCUCUAUCGACGCCAUGAUCUGCUCCGAUGUGCUCGAGCACCUCUUCGACCUGCGCAGCGCAUUCUCCCACAUCGCACGCGUGCUCAAACCCAACGCCAUCUUUUCCUUCGACACGAUCAACCGCACACCCACCUCGUUCUACCUCACCAUCUGGAUCCUCCAGCAAAUCUUGCGCGCCAUGCAGGGCGACGCCCACGACCACCGUCUCUACGUAACCCCCCAAGAGGCCCAUACUCUCAUGCGCGACUCAAAGCUCAUCCCAGGCCCACAAACCGACUUGGUCGGAAUGCGUCCCCGCAUCCAACUUCCCCCCGUCGCCAUCUACAAGCUCAUCACAGGCGCAGGCUUCAUCUCCUCGUGCCUCACCACCUUCACCCAAACCUCGGACCUCUCCAUCUCGUACCUCCACUGGUGCUCCAAACCUGCUCCCCCGUGA